Messenger RNA from Cynara cardunculus var. scolymus (artichoke), 1110 nucleotides. RefSeq names its product N-(5'-phosphoribosyl)anthranilate isomerase 1, chloroplastic-like. Lineage: Eukaryota; Viridiplantae; Streptophyta; Magnoliopsida; Asterales; Asteraceae. Gene Ontology annotation, molecular function: phosphoribosylanthranilate isomerase activity. Bases 119 to 952 code for a protein of 277 amino acids. The record is from RefSeq and is a predicted model, not a curated record. The transcript has 5 exons. Gene Ontology annotation, biological process: L-tryptophan biosynthetic process.
UUCCUCUCGUCGGCGCGGAACUUCUGCAAUCAAGAUUUUGCCGAUCUUCUUCCUUUUUACGCUGCAAUUUGACUGUUUACUUCAGUUCAUCAAUCUGCUCUUGGAUUCCAACAAUAAGAUGCUCGCAGUUUCAGGGUCAAAUUUGGGAUGCCAAUAUCAGAUUAGUGUGCUUGUCAUGCAAAAAUGGCAAUGCCCUGGCAUAAGGAACACGGAAUUACAGACUUUACGCACAAGGUCUCUGAAAAAGAAAUCAGUAACUUGUACAAUACACCAACCAACUGAAUUCUCCCCUGUUAAUAAGAGGGGUAGAGAUGACAGACCCUUGGUUAAGAUGUGUGGAAUUACAUCAGCUAAAGAUGCAGCACUGGCAGCAGAAGCUGGUGCUGACUUUAUUGGGAUGAUCCUUUGGCCUAAUUCUAAGCGUUCAGUUUCAAUUUCUACUGCAAAAGAAAUUUCAAAAGUUGCACGUGAAUACGGGGCAAAGCCUGUUGGGGUGUUUGUUGAAGAUGACUCCAACUCAAUACUGAGGGCUUCUGAUGAUGCGGAUCUUGAGUUUGUGCAGCUUCAUGGAGAUGGAUCACGGUCUGCAUUUUCUGUUUUAGCAAAGGAGAAGCAAAUAAUUUAUGUUCUUCAUGCGAAUGAGGACAGUCACCUUCUGAACCACAUAUCUGAUGAAGAUUGUUCUUUGGUUGAUUGGAUUCUGGUGGACAGUGCAAAAGGGGGAAGUGGUAAAGGAUUUAACUGGUCCAAAUUCAAGCUACCGCCAAUCAGGAGCAAACAUGGGUGGCUCUUGGCAGGAGGGAUGAAACCUGAGAAUGUAAGUGAAGCUCUUUCUACACUAAAACCAGAUGGAGUUGAUGUCAGCAGUGGUAUCUGUGCUUCAGAUGGCAUUCAGAAAGACAAGUCAUGUAUAUGCUCUUUCAUGACUGCAGUAAAUUCCUUUCACUAUUGAUCAAAAUCAAUCUAGAAACAUGAAUACCUGUGUUCUGUAACUUUUUUAGAUCAUAACGCGUAUCUAGCUUCAAAAUCCCUCCUGUUUGAGCAAUCUAUAUUGCUCAUGUACUUGGCUCUAGAUUCUGUUUAAUAUUUAACUAGAUUCAUGUGUACCAA